CUGACCGUGAAGUUUCUAACCAAGAGGUUCAUAAGCGAAUAUGAUCCGAACUUGGAGGACACCUACGCCUCGGAGGAGCUGGUAGACCAGCAGCCCGUGCUGCUGAAGGUGAUGGACACCGCCGACCAGGACGGCCCCGGGAAUUGCGAGCGCUACCUGCGCUGGGCCAGCGCCUUCCUCGUCGUCUACAGCAUCGACGAUAGGAAGAGCUUCGAGGGCUGCCAGCGCUACCUGGAGGUCCUCGCCCUGCACGUGAGGGGCUGCCGGCACCGCUGCCCCGUGCUCCUGCUGGGCAACAAGCUGGACAUGGAGCAGUACAGGCAGGUGCCUGCAGCUGAAGGGAUGUCGCUGGCGAGCAGAUUUGGGUGCCUCUUCUACGAGGUGUCAGCGUGCCAGGACUUCACGGGGGUGCAGCACGUCUUCCACGAAGCCGUGCGGGAGGUGCGGCGCCGGGAGGUGCGGCACCAGGCGGAGCGGAGCGCGCCUGUCCGGCCGCUCUUCAUCACCGAGGAGCACCCCUGCCCGCCGGUGGCCGCCGCCACCCGCCACGGCUUGGCCAGCUGCACCUUCAACACUCUCUCCACCGUCAACUACAAGGAGAUCCCCUCGGUGGCCCAGGCCAAGCUGGUCACCGUCAAGUCCUCGCGGGCUCAGAGCAAGAGGAAAGCUCCCACGCUCACCUUGCUGAAAGGCUUCAAGAUAUUUUAG
Leptosomus discolor (cuckoo roller) is the source of this 708-nucleotide messenger RNA. The record is from RefSeq and is a predicted model, not a curated record. Lineage: Eukaryota; Metazoa; Chordata; Aves; Leptosomiformes; Leptosomidae.